UGCAGCUAAAACGGCAAAAAAAAAUCCGACAAAGUGGUACAUUGCACAUAAUUAAGACAUCGACUAAUCAGUUCCACAGACAGUGCCGCACUAUCGUUCGUUCGUAUCGUUUGUAUGAGUGCAUUUAUUUACCCCAAUGAAAUUUGUGCUAAUUUGUACCAGCAAUGUAUGUCGAAUCCGUCAAAGAUCGGCGAACUGUUCCGCGAUAGUUUGGAGCUGGCAGUUAACUCCAUUUUGAAAUAUUUCCAUAACUAAGUUAGGUAUUUAAGUUUUAAACAAUAACAAUAGUACCUUUAAGUACAUAUCGGAUGUACCUACUGCGUCCUAACCACAUAAACAGUGUGAAUCCCUACGACUCACUGAAGGUAUGACUCAGAUCUGCCGGAGCGGUAAUGAGCCCAAGUCAUCUCGCAAGCGAGGACGUCUCUAUGAAAAUCUCAGGAGAACAAUCAUGGGAACUUUAACCUACAUCUUGUGUGUGGCGAUCACUAUGGCGCUCGUCCACGAUGCUGUUUGCAGCCGCUGCCCACCGCGCUCCAGGGUCCCCGGCUACCAUCAGUCCUGCACCAGCGACUACGACUGCCAGCACGGCAUGGUCUGCUGCCCCAACUGGUCCAACACCAAGUCCUGCGUCUACCCGGCCCCCUACAGCCAGAGGAUAUCACUGAAUUACAUUCAGAUCGGGCCGUUUCGUGAAUCGCAAGGCUGGUCCAACACCGAGUCUAACCGGCAUCAAUGAAAGUAAAUUGGGGCUCCCGAAAGUACUGUGAUGGUACGAAAUGCAUGCCAUACGAAGUCUGCAAGCCUGAUUAUACUAGAAGACUGAGAUGCCAGCUUCCUUAACUCGCGAUUGUCAUCGUUAUUUAUAUUAUAUUUUAUGUGUUUAUAUUCAACACAAGCAAUCUCAUUACUUAGAGAUAAAUCUAUACGAUUAAAUAUUUUAUAUGUAUAUAUGUACUGUACAUUCAACAUUUUUGUAUAAUGACAUAAAUAUAUCUGAAAGUUGACCACUUUCCAAUUAGUCAUAUCAGAUACUGUUUUUAUUAUGUGAAAAACACUAAAAUAGGUUUAUGGAAUAAUAAAUCAGGUAAUUAAUAUAAAUAAAAUAAUUAAAUAAAAAUCACUUUAUCGCAAACUUAGUACUUAUUACAUAGUUUAACAUAUUAUAAUAAGUUAAUUUUAGUUUAUGAGAUACCGUUCGUAUAAAUAAGGUGACAAAGGAAUGUCUCAGCUUCUGUUAUCCCCAAUAAUAAUAUGCUGGAGAGAUAACGCUGAUUUUCAGACAUUUUUUUUUUAAUAUGUAUAACUGACAACAACAAUUAAAAAGAGACAUGUAAUUAUUGCAUUUUAUUGUUUUAUUAAAUACCUACCUAUAUUUGUUAAAAAUUUUCCCCAGCCAACAGUAGGUAACAACAGCCAAGUAGUAAUAUAGGUACAUAUUAAGUCAAUAUAUUUGUAAGUGUGCAAAUAAAAUAAAUCUUAUUUCAUAAGUUGUGA
Plodia interpunctella (Indianmeal moth) is the source of this 1497-nucleotide messenger RNA. RefSeq names its product waprin-Thr1-like. The transcript is spliced from 5 exons. Gene Ontology annotation, cellular component: extracellular region. The record is from RefSeq and is a predicted model, not a curated record. NCBI's taxonomy places the organism in Eukaryota, Metazoa, Arthropoda, Insecta, Lepidoptera, Pyralidae. The coding region runs from base 368 to 739 and encodes 123 amino acids. Gene Ontology annotation, molecular function: peptidase inhibitor activity.